AUGCUGUCCCUGGCUCUUGACGAGGCCGCCUCCAGCACCCCCGCCGCGCGCCUCGCGGCCGCCACCCGCGGCGUCGCGUUCUUCGCGACCCCCCACUUCGGCUCGAUGCUGGCGUCCCUGGGCCUGAAGCUGCGCCACGUGCCGGGCGCGUCCAACGCGCCGGCGCCCGCGGUGCACCACCUGGCGCCAGGGCCGCACCUGGAGCAGCUGAACGAGAGGCUGAGGGCGCUGCACGCGGCAGGGGCCAUAUCAGUGCUCAGCUUUGCGGAGGGCCUCCCCACCCCCCUGGCUGGAUUUAUCCCAAAGGUCGUCAUCGUGCCCUUUGAGUCCGCAUACCCCGGCUUUGGCGACGUCAAGCUCCUGGCAGGGCGCGACCACGUUGACGUGUGCAAGCCCGACAGCCGCGAGGACGAGAUCUACGUGCAGCUGCUGAGUGCCGGCGUAGCGCUCGCCAAAGCAAUGGCUCUUCAGGCCCUGCAGGUUUUGUAG
Molecule: messenger RNA, 489 nt
Organism: Monoraphidium neglectum
Lineage: Eukaryota; Viridiplantae; Chlorophyta; Chlorophyceae; Sphaeropleales; Selenastraceae
Exons: 4
Coding region: 1-489 (162 amino acids)
Source: RefSeq, a predicted model, not a curated record